Papaver somniferum (opium poppy) is the source of this 2439-nucleotide messenger RNA. Its product is annotated as nicotinate phosphoribosyltransferase 2-like. The coding region runs from base 438 to 2117 and encodes 559 amino acids. NCBI's taxonomy places the organism in Eukaryota, Viridiplantae, Streptophyta, Magnoliopsida, Ranunculales, Papaveraceae. Gene Ontology annotation, molecular function: nicotinate phosphoribosyltransferase activity. The record is from RefSeq and is a predicted model, not a curated record. Gene Ontology annotation, biological process: NAD+ biosynthetic process. The transcript is spliced from 15 exons.
GUUGCACAUUCAGAGAACCUAAAUUGUAUCAUUCAAAGUUUAACAUGAGCUCAGCUGUAACAAUCUAGGAUCCAUACGCCAUUUUGAUGGCACUUUAAUGUUUCUUAUUCUUUUUUGGUAGUACUACUACAUUAGAAUCGCCAGGAAACACCCAGAACUAUUUGUCUGCCUUUCUACAUUAAAGAGAAACGCGGUUGAUUUUGUUGGUAAAAGAUAAUCAAUUCCCUUGAAUCCCUUCCUUCUCGUCAUCGACAAUCCGUUAAAAACAAAAUCCCUCUCUUUCAUUCAUUCAUUUGUUAAAAAGCCGGCACUUACGGUUAACACCAAACUUCUUCUUCCUUUGCCAUGAUAACAACCACUAACUGCUAAAGCCACAGAGAGACAGAACCAAAAAAAAAAAAAAAAAACCCUAGAAUUUUAUUGUACCGGAAAUUGGAAUGGAGAUGGAGGCAAAUAAUAGGGUUAAUGUGUUGGAGGAGAAGAUUAAAGGACCAACCAAUCCAAUGGUUACACCUUUAUUGACAGAUCUUUAUCAGUUUACCAUGGCUUAUGCUUACUGGAAAGGUGGCAAACAUUUGGAACGAUCUGUGUUUGAUUUGUUUUUCAGAAGGAACCCUUUUGGUGGUGAAUACACUAUCUUUGCUGGUCUAGAGGAAUGCAUUCGUUUUAUAGCUAAUUUCAGAAUUGGGGAGGAGGAGAUUGCUUUCCUUCGUCAAUGCCUGCCCCCAACAUGCGAGGAUGCUUUUUUUGAUUACCUACGGGGGAUCGAUUGUUCUGAUGUUGAAGUAUAUGCUGUUGCUGAAGGAUCCGUUGUUUUUCCCAAGAUGCCAUUGAUGAGAAUUGAAGGACCAGUUGCUCUUGUUCAACUGCUGGAAACCCCAUUUGUGAAUCUUAUUAAUUAUGCAUCUUUGGUUGCUACAAAUGCUGCAAGACAUCGGUUUGUUGCAGGGAAAUCCAAAAUGCUACUUGAAUUUGGUCUUCGGCGAGCUCAGGGACCUGAUGGUGGAAUAAGUGCAUCAAAAUACUGUUACAUGGGUGGGUUUGAUGCAACGAGCAACGUUGCAGCUGGGAAGUUAUUUGGAAUACCACUUCGUGGAACACACUCUCAUGCCUUUGUUAGCUCAUUCAUGAGCGCUGAUGAAAUUGUAGAUAAAUCACUUUGUAGUUCCAACGGCGCCACUACUUGUGAAGAUUUCGUUGGUCUAGUUCAGUCAUGGCUUAACAAACUUCAGUAUACAGAGUCCUUGCGAGGAAGUUUUGGAGAGACUAAUCAAAGCGAGUUGGCAGCCUUUACCUCUUAUGCAUUGGCAUUCCCGAGUAACUUUCUUGCCCUUGUGGACACAUAUGAUGUCGUGAGGAGUGGGAUUCCCAACUUUUGUGCGGUUGCUUUAGCUCUUAAUGAUUUGGGGUACAAAGCGGGUGGGAUUAGGUUGGACUCCGGUGACCUAGCUUAUUUGUCUUGUGAGUCCCGCAAGUUCUUCUGUGCUGUUGAGAAGGAAUUUGGAGUCCCUGGUUUUGGGAAGAUUAACAUCACUGCUAGUAAUGACCUCAAUGAGGAAACUUUAGAUGCUUUAAACAAACAGGGACACGAGGUUGAUUCAUUUGGAAUUGGCACCUACCUAGUUACGUGCUAUGCUCAACCAGCUCUAGGUUGUGUUUUCAAAUUGGUGGAAAUAAAUAAACAACCUCGCAUCAAACUUUCUGAAGAUGUUUCAAAGGUUUCCAUUCCAUGUAAAAAGCGAUGUUUCAGAUUGUUCGGGAAAGAAGGUUACCCUUUGGUAGACAUAAUGACUGGGGUAAAUGAACCACCUCCAAAGGUAUCAGAACGAAUUUUGUGCCGUCAUCCUUUUAAUGAAUCUAAGAGAGCCUACGUGGUACCGCAGCAGGUUGAAGAGCUUUUGAAGUGUUACUGGAGCGGAGAUUCAGGUACGCCAAGAGAAGAGUUGCCACCAAUUCAGAAGAUCAGAGAGCGUUGCGUACAGCAGUUGGAUCAAAUGCGGCCUGAUCAUAUGAGGAGACUUAAUCCAACGCCUUAUAAGGUAAGUGUGAGUGCUAAACUAUAUGACUUCAUCCAUUUUCUGUGGCUCAACGAGGCACCUGUCGGGGAGUUGCAGUAGACAAUGGAUUGACAGUAGACAAGUUAUUAUAAGGAACACAGUAACAACAUCGUGAGCAAGCGAAUGGCAUUAACCAGGUGUCAGACAGUGGGGGCCUUGGGCACAGAAGACAUGAAGCAUUGCUUGGAUGCCGGAAACAUCAAGGCCCCCAAUUAUUUUUGGUUCAAUCUUAAAUUAUUUAUUUUUUACUUCAUUGUGUAGAUCACCUUAUAAUAAUCACUGUUUUGGAUCAUCUGAUCCUUGUAUACAGAUGACUGAUACACUUGUUCAUAUACUUAUUCUAUAUGAAAAAUGAAAAAGGCCGUCUUGUUCAAAACCUCAA